CACAGGCAGCUCUGGCAGCUCCUGUGUUGGCAUUCAGGUUUCCUCCAGCUCCAGCAAUGGAUCAGUGCUGGUACCACGGCAACAUCACUCGCUCUAGAGCUGAAGACCUGCUCUCCAAAGUAGGCAAGGACGGCAGCUUCCUUGUGCGGGCCAGUGAGUCAAUUGCUUCAGCAUAUGCACUCUGCGUGCUGUACCGGAAUUGUGUUUAUACCUACCGAAUUCUGCCCGAUAAAGAAAAUAAACUAAUUGUCCAGGCAUCAGAGGGUGUUCCUGUGAGGUAUUUUCAGAACCUGGAGGAACUGAUAGAGUAUUACAAGAAGGAGAACAUGGGUCUGGUAUGGCACCUCAAAUAUCCAGUGCCGCGGGAAGAGGAGGAGGCUGCUGAUGAACUGGAGGAGGACACUGAUCUGGUACCCACACCUCCUGUCCUGCCCCCACGCAACAUCCUCAUGGCACUGCCGAGCAGUGAGACAAAGGAGGUCUCUUCUCUCCCCGAAAACUCACGGGCAGCAGACGUGAAUAAACUGUCCCUUUCUGAGACAUUACUCCAGCGACUGCAGUACCAGGACACAAGCAGUGUCUCUGACGAGCAUCUUAAACUCAUCCAGGAUUACCUGCGAGUUCACAUCAUCAGUGACUUUGAGAUGGUGCAGACUGGCUCAAACAAUCUUCCUCAACUGAAGAAAUUACUUACAGCUCUUUGCAAAGGACUCUUCAGUGAGGCCUCAAGGACUCUCCCAUCUCUGGAGUCCAUCCAGAAGGUGUUUGAGCAGCAGCUGCAUCCCGGUGCCCACCAGCGCUCCCAGAUGCUUGGUGAAGCAAGUCCAGUCAAUAUUGUAUUGAAACUCAAUCAGCUGAUUUCUUUGCUGUCUUCUAUUGAAGAAAAGGUGAAAACACUGUUGAUUGAAGGUCCUGAUUCAACACACCGGCGCUCUCUUAUCCCCCCAGUCACUUUUGAGGUGAAAACUGACUCCCUAGGAAUUUUCUCAAAAAUGCAACUCAAAGUGGAUGUGGAAAUGGGAAAGCUGAUUAUCAAGAGAUCUAAGGAUGGUCCAGAAGACAAGUUUUAUACCCACAAGAAAAUCUUGCAGCUCAUCAAGUCCCAGAAGGUUCCAAACAAGCUGGUUAUUGUUCUGGAAACAGAAAAAGAAAAAACACAGCGGAAGGAAUAUAUUUUUUCUGAUUCCAAGAAGAGAGAAGGGUUCUGCCAGCUUUUGCAGCAGAUGAAGAAUAAACACUCGGAGCAACCAGAGCCUGAUAUGAUUACCAUCUUCAUUGGCACCUGGAAUAUGGGUGCAGCCCCAGCCCCAAAGAAGAUCACCUCCUGGUUCCUCUCCAAGGGGCAGGGGAGGACCCGUGACGACACUGCUGACUACAUCCCUCACGACAUCUAUGUGAUUGGCACCCAGGAGGAUCCCCAGGGGGAGAAGGAAUGGCUGGAGACCCUAAGGCAAUCUCUGCAGGAGAUCACCAGUAUCAGCUUCAAAGUGAUAGCCAUCCAUACCCUCUGGAACAUCAGGAUCGUUGUCCUGGCCAAGCCAGAACAUGAGAACCGCAUCAGCCACAUCUGCACAGCCAAUGUGAAGACAGGCAUCGCAAACACGCUGGGUAAUAAAGGAGCAGUGGGGGUGUCAUUCAUGUUUAAUGGAACCUCCUUUGGGUUUGUUAACAGCCAUUUGACUUCAGGAAGUGAAAAGAAACACAGACGCAACCAGAACUACACGAACAUCCUGCGCUUCCUGACACUGGGAGAUAAGAAACUGAGUCCAUUUAACAUCACUCAUCGCUUUACUCAUCUUUUCUGGCUGGGAGACUUGAACUACCGUGUGGAACAGCCCCCGACGGAAGCAGAGAAUAUUAUCCAGAAGAUCAGGCAGCAGCAGUAUCCGGAGCUGCUGGCUUUCGACCAGCUUCUCCUCGAGAGAAGAGACCAAAAGGUGUUCCUGCAGUUCGAGGAAGAGGAGAUUACUUUUGCUCCAACCUACCGCUUUGAGAGAGGCACCCGGGAGAAGUAUGUUUACACCAAGCAAAAAGCUACAGGGAUGAAGUACAACUUGCCAUCCUGGUGUGAUCGAGUGCUCUGGAAAUCCUACCCCAUGGUGCACGUUGUGUGUCAGUCCUAUGGCUGCACCACUGACAUCAUGACAAGUGACCACAGUCCUGUGUUUGCCACCUUUGAAGUGGGAGUCACCUCACAGUUUGUUUCCAAGAACGACUCCAAAUACACAGAUUCCCAAGGGGAGAUAGAGUUCCUGCACUGCUACGCUACUCUGAAGACCAAGUCCCAGACCAAGUUCUACAUUGAGUUUCAUUCUAGCUGCUUAGAAAGCUUUGUAAAGAGCCAGGAAGGAGAAAAUGAGGAUGGAAAUGAAGGGGAGCUUGUGGUAAAGUUUGUCGAGGCACUUCCAAAGAUGACACAAAAUAUUUCAGUGCUUUGUUUCUCAGUCCCAGCCUCAUUGUCUCCCUGUUGUCCUUUAGGGGAAGGCUGCAUUGCCUUGCGAAUAGAAGCAACAGAAUCCUUAGCUCCAAUCCAUACUGUGCUCACACACCAUGGAGAGAAAACGGGGAUCUUCCAAGGUGAAAUCAAGUUACAAACGUCACAAGGAAAACAGAGAGAGAAGCUGUAUGAUUUUGUCAAGAUUGAACGUGAUGAAAUCACUGGUCAGAAACCAAAAAACAUCAGCAAUUUAGAGCCUAACAAAGACUGGGAUCCAGCUAACAGAAAGUCAAAAUCUACUCAUCUGAUGGCCAGAGAGGCAGCAGCCAUCGCUCGCUACUGGGGGAGUGCUGUCUCUUCUCCAGACAGCCCGGGAAAGGAGGAUAUUUUACGCUCCACCACCACAGACAUCAGCAACCCCAACUACCUGGGCAUGGCUUCCUUCUCUCAGCAGCCCUCUGCAACCUGCCAGCUUAAGCAGACAUCUUCAUCAGAGCAGCCACCUUCCCUCUGGAACUAUGAGCAGCAGUCCAAAGAGAACACCUCCCUAAUGGGGCAGAGUCACUCAUCCUCCACAUCACCCUCCUUGUCACCUCUAUCUCCAAAACCAUCCCUCCAGCCUACAGCAAACAGAAGCAUUUGUAAUUGGAAUCAAGAGUACCAGCUGCCUGACAUGGGGAAAUCCACAGCCGAGCCUGUGCUGCAGGAGGAGGGGCAGCAAAGGCCAGAGAUGUUUGAGAACCCACUGUAUGGCUCCAUGGGCUCCAAGGGCAAGGUGGCCCCCAAGAAAGAGCAGGAAUAUCCCAAGGCCUUGUGGAAAGAGCAGCCGCCACUGCCUGAGCAGAGCUGUCAUCUCACAAAGCCACAGGAGCCUGAGUGCAGCAAGACCUUUGGCAAACAGCCAUCACCACCUUUCCUGGUGCCCACACAGCGAUUCCGGUCCUACACUUCAUCCUACCAACUGGAAGAAAAGAAUACAGGGGAAAAGAACCAAGGCAAACCAAAGAUGACAACACCAUUGGAAAACUCGGCACCGCUCAAAAAACUCAUGAAGCCAUCAAGGGCUGAAGUCAGCCUGAGCAUCCAGGGACAGCAGAACAAGCCACCCCUGCCCUCCAAGAGCCGGGCAGUGCUGGACAUGCAGAACUCCAAGGGCCGUGACUAUCGGGACAGUUCAGAGCUGCCGCACUCUGGGAAGCACCGGAUGGAGGAGGGCCCAGUCAGCAGGACAACUACACCGGUGCGUUACUCGGGGGAAUGA
This is a messenger RNA of Pyrgilauda ruficollis (rufous-necked snowfinch), 3698 nucleotides long. It is a transcript of the gene INPP5D, whose product is annotated as inositol polyphosphate-5-phosphatase D. The record is from RefSeq and is a predicted model, not a curated record. Lineage: Eukaryota; Metazoa; Chordata; Aves; Passeriformes; Passeridae. Gene Ontology annotation, biological process: phosphatidylinositol dephosphorylation. Gene Ontology annotation, molecular function: phosphatase activity. The transcript is spliced from 26 exons. Bases 57 to 3698 code for a protein of 1213 amino acids.